Spirometra erinaceieuropaei is the source of this 8418-nucleotide messenger RNA. The record is from the annotation of a GenBank genome assembly. Lineage: Eukaryota; Metazoa; Platyhelminthes; Cestoda; Diphyllobothriidea; Diphyllobothriidae.
AUGUUAAAAAGGGAUGAUGGCGUUGAACUUUACAAGGACGACGAAAAGGCUGAGCAUCUGCCCAGGUUCUUUCCACCGGCUUUUACGAGAGAAGUCGCUCUACCCACUGAUCACUAUAAUGUGGACGAUAUUCAGAAAAUGGACUCAGUGGUUCUCACAAAAGCUAUUGUUCAACAAGAAUUACUGAAGCUAAAAGAAGCGGCAUCGCCCGGUCCUGACGAAAUACCGGCAAAGUUGUUGAAGGAAUUAGCCACAGAAUUGGCAGAACCUCUGUGUCCCCUCUUCCAAGCCUCUCUUGAUGCAGGCAGACUGCCUCCUGAGUGGAAGACUGUGUGGGUUUCGCCGAUACAUAAAAGUGGCGGUCGCGCUUCCACAAACAACUACCGACCAGUAAGUCUCACCUCCGUAUAGAAUAGAAUAGGCUUAUUGUAGCGCCCCUUGGGCACUGUCGGUCCCCUUUGAACUCAGGAAAAAAAACCUAAAACAAACUCGUAUGCUGCAAAGUUAUGGAGCGAAUUAUCAAACACGAACUGAUGCGGUUUUUAAAGCAACAUCAUCUUCUAUCCGAUACACAGCACGGGUUCUGCAGGGGAAGGUCCUACUUGACCAGUCUACUCUACUGUCCUGAACAGUGAACCCGAGCGAUUGAUAAGGGAAACGUUGUGCAUGUGGCCUACAUAGACUUCAAGAAGGCCUUUGACAGCGCGCCCCACCAACGUCUCCUAUACAUGUUCAGCCACAUAGGGGUAAGGGGCAAGCUUUUGAAGUGGAUUGAAAACUUUUUGAUCGGUCCGUCUCAGCCUGUCCGUCUUGGUGGCCAGCAGUCGGCAAAGGUAACGGUUAAGAGCGGAGUACCUGAGGGCUCCGGUCUUGGCCCUAUCCUCUUCCUCAUCUAUAUUGAUGACUGUAUCCAUGGAUUGGACUGAGACAUUGCUAUGUUUACUGACGAUAUAAAGCUUUGGACCGUCACCUGCAACGACGACGAUGAAUCAAAUCUACAGACAAACUUAGACCGACUCGGACAAUGGUCAAGUCACUGGCUCCUCCCAUUUAAGGUUACCAAAUGCAACAUUCUGAGGACUGGCAGAACCAGAUCUGCGAACCGGAAGACGUACUAUCUAAAUCGCACACCGCUGCCAGUGGUAGAGGUUCAGAAGGAUCUAGGCGUUUGGAUAACAUCUUCACUAAGCCAUCAUUCCACUGCUUGAAAGCAGCGAAAUCCGCAAUGUCCAGCUUAUAUCUCAUCAGACGGGCAUUUGCCAAGUUCGACGAAGAGUGCUUUCGCAAGGUCUUCGGGAUGUUUGUGCGCCCACAGUAAGAAUUUGCCAUUCACGCCUGGAGACCCUGGUCUGUUAAAGAUCGUACCACCCUUGAAAAAGUCCAAUGACGGGCAACCAAGCUUGUCAGAGGUCAUAAAAAACAUACCUUUCGAAACUAGACUGUCAAAUCUUAACCUCUUUCCCUGGACUACAGACAACUACAUGGCGACUUAAUUCAAACGUUUUGAAUGCUACGGGGCCAGGAUUGCUGCCUCGCAUCCGGCGACUUCUUUCAGCUGGCCACCACUACUAGCUUGAGAGGAAAUUUUCUAAAAGUACGUGUGACAAGUGCGAGGCUGGACGCGAGGAGGUCUUUCUUCAGCCACAGUGUGGUAAAGGCGUGGAAUGCCCUGCCUGUGGACGUCGUCAUGUCCUCAUCCGUGGACUCAUUUAAGAGAAAGCUCGAACAGCACAGGGAUAUGUACCUCCACGGCAUCAGAAACUAACAAUUUUUUUCCUUUACCACCCGCCCCCGAAAGUUUUCAGUUACAAAACAUGCUACUCCCUAUAUUUUACUAGCAUUAUCUUUUGACUUUUCGCUAUCUCCUGACCGAAUCACAUGCGUUUGCUUCGAUAUUACUUGGUCCAUUCAGUACAGUACUGUUUAUUGUACAAUUUUGACAUAGAAGGCAUUCACAGACAAAUUUAUAUCAGUGACCACUGCUUGUUGUAUGGAAUUACUUACCUAUUUUUUGACCCUUGCCUUAUACGUCGUUUUUUAUGACGUUAUUGUAAACAAAAGGGGCGUUCAAAGGCGCUCGUCUACCUUUUUCUUAAUAAAUUUGUUCUGAUCUGAAUAAUCAACUGUAGGUUAGCUAUAGGAUUACCAAGAGCGUCUCGGAGGAUGGGAGACUGCGUUUUUACGUGAGCUUCCGAGAGAGAAGUUUCGGGACUUUUAGCAAGCGGUUUUUAAAGAAGUGUAAGUAUUUGACUAGCCGCUUUUCUUCAGACAAUAUCUUUGCUUGCUCAAAAUACCACAAAUCGAGGGCAGAACGUAAACAUCAUCCUGAAGACGAAAUCGACGAGAAAGUUCGUGCAAUCUACGGUGAAAUGGUGAGGGCAGGAAAACCUUAUCCUCGGCAUUAAUUGUUUUCCCGCGUGGAAGAAAACUAGAAGUAAGUAGACCUAGGAUUUCGUUCAGCGUGGAGAUGAAAUCAUUUGCAUCGGAACUUAGGAAUAAAUCAGUUCAGAGCUAGAAAUCGGAUGCAAAAAAUGGAAAUUGCAGAGUACGAUUAGUGAACAACAGGCAUAGACUAGCAGAACUCAAAAUGAGAUGGCAGCAGGCAGUUCUGAGAAAAGAGGCAUGUAUAUAAGGAAAUUCAACCAAAAAACAGGGGCUUAAAACGUUAGGUCUCACAGAAAAAUCACUUAAAAUAAUAUCCUCCACUUAUCUUCAAAUUUCAGCACUGCAUCUUAGUACACGGUAAUGCUCUUACGGUUUUUAUUUCGCCACUUUUCCUGUAACAUACAGAUCCCGUAGAGAAGCCAGUAAACAACAAAAAUGGCCUAUAGAUUAAAAGUGACUUCCGGGAUUUCUUAAAAAGCCUGAAGAGAGCGGCACAUAAUGGUCAUCUAUCACGCAUAUGGCCUUGUGUAUUGCUGCUCACUUAAACAUAUGGGGAAUAUCAACUUACAUCUCCCUUUCCGUGCUUCUUCCUCCAGCUCGUUUCGCGCCUACUUCUCAUUACAAUUACUAAUCGGUUAUUUUCGGCUUUUUCGGAGCUAUCUUUAUUUAGGUACCCAGAGUGGUCACGUGUUGCAUUGUCAAGUUGUGCCUUACGCUCCAUUUUUUGGUGGUUGGUCAGUUCAGUUCAGUUUAUUGAGGGAAAUAGGCGUAAGCCUUUGAGUACCCUAUUUGCAACGUAAAAAAUGUGUGGUGUACAGAUAGAUGUUCUGGGCUGAAAUAGUUCGAACACGCCCAUAAUGGUGGGUAAAAAUGAGAAGGAGUUACAGGGGUGAGCUCGAUUUCUCAUCGCUCUUGGUCAUUUCGGAACAUAAAUAUGUCCAGAUUCUUCUUAAAAAUUUGUAUAGAUGGUGACAUCACAACAUCUGCGGGAAGCUCAUUCCAUGGUUUGACCACCCGAACCGCGAAGGAGAACUUCCGCACAUCCAGCCGUGCCUGCUGAGUGCGCAGUUUUAACGGGUGACCUCGGAGGUUGGUCGUGGUAGCAAAUUCAAAAAAGUCUUCGAAGGCCAGACUGCAAUCCAACCCCUUUACAAUGCGGAAGGCUUGCAAGAGAUCUCCGCGAAGUUGCCUGUAACUCAAAGGAAAGAGGUUCAGAUUUGGUAGGUGGGUUGCAUAAGGAAAGGAGCUUUGACCCCUAACCAUCUUCGUGGCUCUCCUCUGGACUCUUUCGAGGCAGUUUUGAUCCACAACAGCCCACGGCCUCCAAGCUUGAAUGCCGUACUCUAAAUGCGGCCGGACGAAUGUUCCGAAUGUCUUAGAGAAAGCUUCUUCGUCAAAAUCCAUAAACGCACGUUUGAUGGCGUACAGUACGGACAUUGCUGUUUUUGCCACCCUCGAACAGUGGGCGGAUGGUUUUAGGGAACUCGUUGUCAGCACACCGAGGUCCCUUUGGGCUUCGACCUCUUGUAGGGCUGCACCGCCCAGAAAGUAGCCUCUUGUGCUGGCGGAUCUGGCUGUGUUGCCUAGGCGAAGUAUGCUACAUUUGGCAACGUUGAGUAAGUCUCUGCAACUUGUUUUCGAUUUAUGUGGCCGCUAUUCGAAAAGCUUGUCAUCAGUAUCCGGUCGAAAUUCUUUGAGAUUUUCGAUGAGCUCCCGAGUAUGCGUUUUGGGUCAAUUAAAAUCUCGAAUUUCCACAGUGCAUGGGUUAAACCUGGAACUCUGAAACUCGACCUCUUCUAAUUAUGUUGCUUUAGGCGGCGGAAGAGGUUAAAUAUAAUGCCUAUUAGUUAAAUAACUCAGUAAUAUAUUCAAAUAACAUAGAGGUUUUCAUUGAACUUUUUAAUCUUGUUUAAAUAUACUUCAAUAUUAUCAGAAAAUACAAGUUGACUCGUCUGGUGGUGCAGGAUGUAUGCUUUCUUCCAGCGGAUCCUGGAUUGGAUAAGAAGUUUGUUCUGGAAAGAUGAAAUGGAACUGACGCUGGUUGGGUUACAAUACGCCGGCAAGACCACAUUUGUAAACGUCAUAGCUGUAUGUGUGUAUUUGUGCAUGUUAUAAGUUUGCUUUAGUGUGGUCAGUUCUGUGAGGAUAUGAUUCCAACGGUCGGAUUUAACAUGCGGAAAAUAACAAAAGGGAAAGUCACGAUUAAGGUUUGCUUUCCGCAGUGAUCCGAAUCCUUUUCCAGAUCUGGGAUAUUGGCGGGCAACCGAGGUUUAGGAGCAUGUGGGAACGCUAUUGCCGCGGUGUCAAUGCAAUAAUGUAAGUCUUCGAGUCCUCCAUUAGUCUAGGAAUCUUUGUUCCAUCUGUAUGCAGACAUGAUGCUCUGAGUGGAACUUAUGAUGCAAUCGACCUAAUUAGCCCGUUUAGACGGGCACCUCCCUUUCCCGUCUAGAUAGUAGAGCCUUUUGUGUGUUUCCCCGUAAUUCUUAGGCAUCCCGACCGGGAUUCAGUGUCUAAGGCUCCACACAUCUUAAUCAACUUUUUUAACUUUGAAAUUCCUCCUACUAACGUCAGUGCUUGGUUCCAUUACGAUAUUUUCUUGAUAUAUGUCAUCGUUUGAACUGGAUUUAGCGCAAAGGCAUAUCCUCAACCACCCUUUACAGUUGGCUCUGCUAACUAGACCGUUGUGCAAUCGCUACCCUGAUAGCAUUUAGUCGCCCAGAAAUAGACAUUUGCUAGCCCGUUUAACUUGCGGGCUGGUGCAGGGCUAGUAACCUGGCUGGCUGAGAGUGCUCCAUCUGUGCGAGGAAAGUAGCUUUUCUGCUUCACCCCCUCCUUGAUGCUCACCCGAGUGCAUUUUCCACGUCACGCCUGGGAGGUCCCUCUGAGCUUACGUACGCAUGCAGGAUGCACGCACGCACUUUGUCCGCAAUUCAGGCCCCUGUCUGGCGACUUAGAUCGCCCCGGGCUACAACGCCCUCAGCUCGCCCGAGAAGGCGCGUCAACCUACUGUCCUCGUGUGGACAGUGUCCGCUAAAAUUGCUGCGAAAUCCAGUCAAUCCAGUCGCCUGCGACCGGGCGACACGGCUAGCCCUGGGCGAGUAGAAUGCUAUCAGGGUAUUAAGGAAUGUUCACGGCAGCCUCGUUCAUGAUUUUCUGUCUCCUUCCACGGCGUCUACUGAAAUGGUUUUGAUUUUUCGAACAGUGCUUCAGUUACCUGCAGCUUUUUGGUGUACCGAAACCCUGGAUAACGUAGGGUUGGCAGAUGAAUUUGGUAAUGUGGAUGACGGCCGACCCACAACCUUUUUGCCGGUUCAUGAGAAGCUGGACUCUGACUGCACAGGAGUGGUUAAACUAGUUUCGUAAGCUGGGACGUUGCUAAUCUCAGUUCACUUUGACUGGCAGACAAAUUUGUAACUUAAAGCAUAGCAAGCCGCAUUUAAACACUAGCUUACACCCCUGACUAUAACUCCUGAAUGUUUGCAGCUAUAUGGUCGACGCGGCCGAUCGAGACAAGCUUGAAGCCUCUCGCAAUGAGCUUCAUACCCUUUUGGAUAAGUCACAACUCACAGGCAUCCCUGUGCUCGUUCUCGGGAACAAACGUGAUCUACCUGGUGCGCUGACGGAAGUGGAACUUAUUGAAGCCCUAAACCUCAACACGAUAACAGAUCGUGAAAUUUGCUGCUACUCGAUUUCUUGCAAAGAGCAAGAAAAUAUUGGUAUGUCGGUUUUUAAUUCGUUUGUUCAGUUUUUUUGCUUAAAUGGCUGCAGUCACUGUAUUCAUAGUCAUGCGGUCCUGGCUCAUCCGGGGCGUCUUUAUUUAUUCCAAAUGACCAAUCUCUGUGCCUUUAUCUCCUUUACGCCUGAGGGUUAUGCACUCCAGCCGUUUCCUUUUUGUCCUCUCAUGACUUGUCAGGUGGCAAGUCAAUGCCACCCUCCUCUGCAGUUUUAACUCUAAAAUAAUUCGUUCAUCACUCCACGAGGCCACGACUUUUUGGUAAAGUGAUACAUACAUCCCAUUCAUCUCUGCGUUGAACUGAUGCCUGUCUCAGGGCACGGCCCUCGCCUGUUCAGAUUUAAGGAAAGUUUUUUCGGUUGUGCUAUCGCUUUUCCUCCUCCUUACUUCAUGUGCUCCUCCGAUCAUAUUUCUGUGGUCCACCUGUGGCCUGACUGAAGCCACAAACGUACCACAGUACACAUUCCUUGUGUGAAACGGCUCGCUUCAAUAGUCAAAAACUUGGCUCUCCCUUCUGGCGAGUUUCCCAACCUCAUUUUCCCAUACGUCCAUUUGUUUGGCUUACGACGAGUUUACACUUUGUCGUCCGUCCCGUUUAAUUUUCCUGUUAACUGGCUUCUUGGGAGGGUCGACACGGUUUUGACGGUGUUAAAUUUGCACGCGAACGCCGGCUAAUAAACGCCGACUGCGAUAAAGAUACUCUCUUAGCGUCAGGCACUCAUGGUUCCCGGAACGUGGUGUUGCGGAAGUGGGAUCGCUAAAUUUGUCGGAUUACCCAUUACCGGCGUAAGACCAAAGGGCGUCCGAUCUGUGUCUGAGUAGGAUAAAGCACUCCUCUCACGGUCAAAUUACUACCAAAUGUAUGCAGUCAGAACGGCGCCCUAGCCCGGAUGGACGCUACUCCCGGGGCUCUCGCAAGCCUUAGGUAUCAGUUGGCCCUCUAAGACAUCUAUAUUGGCAAGAAAAUCCUCGCCCCCUCAUUCCUGAGCUAGGCUCUGCUCAUGUAAAGCGAACGAAAACCGGAGAUACUUCUCCACCGCUGUUUGAAGGCCAUCUUCCGGCUGAAGCGCACCGACCUUGUCUACACUCACUGCAGCAACAUCUCAGACCAUCCAAUAAAUACCGCUGAUGUUCCUCAGACGCGUUCUUCCUCCCCGUCUCCCCUCCCCAUGAGUUUUGUGUUGCUGGCCACCUGAAGCCACCGAAAAUGUCCGCUAUAUACUUGGCUCAAGGCAGUCCAUCAGGACAUAAUGGGGGUUUUUAGGCCCAUGCUAUUCCAUCUUCGUUUCUGGACAGGGUUCACCGAGGCCGCUGCCGUAGGUUUUUACGCAUAGUCACACAGUCCGCUACACCAAGGCCCACCAAAUUAGGAAUGAUCAUAGUCCCGACGCGCAUUCCGCAUUUCCCCUAGGAUUCAAAUUUUACUCGUUUGAAAGAGGAUAUUUUGCUCUCCUUUCUGUCUUUUUCUCAUUUGGGGCUACUCGGUCAUAUCUCGCUCGUUCCAGGCUGUCGUUACUGCCUUGUCUUCCAGGAUAAUUUCAAACCCUACACUACUUAAAAUUGGUUUACAAACAUAACCGGUAUACCGAAUGAUAGAGAACACGCGCGGCCAAGGUAAUUGAAUAGAAGAUGGGAAGGCGAUCGCUGGGACCAAUUGUUUAUUUAUCCGACGUUUCGAACUCUCACGCGAGCCCAUCGUCAAGGAAUGAAAUACUGUACAACUCGUCGUGUAUUUAGCUCACCUCUGCCGGUAUAAUAUAUAAUACAGUAGUAGUUAAGCAACGUGUCGCAUACCACUGGGACCCCGUCCGUCUCGUCGAGUUAAAAUGACUGCAAGUAGUCGGCUGCCCAACGCCAAGAUUAUUUCAACCGGUCUUCUUGAGUGGUUACCUGCGCCAGAAACAGUACUUCGAAGCAGUCCAAAAGGUAGAAUCCAUGAACUCAUUUUUGCGGGGCCCUGGUCUUCUUCAAACAAGAAAUAGUUAACUCCGAGGGCUGAAGGCGGUUGGGGACUUCGUAUCACUCACUCCCAGGGACUCGAUGCAGUUGUGAGCAUACCACACUUAGCCGCCUUCGAUGCUCAAUGGCGUGCUAUGGAACAAGAGGCCUUUGCUGACUACCGCCAAAUCGGCAUACAGGCGCCGACGAUGGUAUGAUCCACUUGGCCAUAAGUAUUGAUUCCGCGCUUACUGGUCGUGGUGACAGGGCACAACAGUCACCAAUGACUAAGCCUGAAAGAAUCCUAAUUGAGUCCACUAGAGUUAUUCCUAUCUGACUAGACAGACUUGUGGCAAUAGAGA